Molecule: messenger RNA, 1557 nt
Organism: Leptosia nina
Lineage: Eukaryota; Metazoa; Arthropoda; Insecta; Lepidoptera; Pieridae
Source: the annotation of a GenBank genome assembly
AUGUCGUCUACUCUGACUUUAUAUAAACAGAAAAACGAAAACGAUGACCACCAGAAAUCCAGUAAAGAUCCCCUAGAUAAUAUCACCUACAAAAUAGUCGGCGAUUUUGGAAAAUGGCAGUUGAAAAUUGCUAUUCUCAUGGCGUUAUUAAAACUACCAAUGGCUUGGUAUCAACUAAACAUUCUGUUUUUGGCGCCACCGCAAAAUUUUUAUUGCGUUAAGCCAAAAUCUUUCACUCAGUACACAGAUGACGAAUGGCGCGAAAUGUGUUUGCCUAAAAUCGAAGAAUAUCCUUGUCUCAUAUUUGACCCCGACAUACUUUCUGUUGCCCCGAACAUGGAUCGGGCAUUAAUACCACUAGUGCCUUGUAAAGAAUUUGUGUAUGACACUUCAGUUUUUAGCCGAACUAUUAUAUCGGAUUGGAAUUUAGUAUGUACGAGACAUUGGCUCAUACACUUUACGCAAGCUGUAAUGAUGUGGGGCGUAGUAUGUGGUGGUAUAUUCUUCCCCAUGUGGGCAGACAAAUAUGGCCGACGAAGUCCGUUAAUGGCCGGUAUAAUCAUACAAUUUAUAGCGGGCUUUCUCACCAGUGUUCUGAGACAAUUUUGGGCUUUUUUGAUAAGCUGGUUCAUCCUGGCUGUGGCUGUUGGUGGUUUGGGAGUUAUUUCCUUUGUCAUGAGUAUUGAAGUUGUAAGUGGUAAAUGGCGAACAGUUAUACCGAUUCUAUAUCAAUCGCCGUUUGGAAUCGGGAAUACAAUUUUAGCUGGAUUGGCAUAUUUCCUGAGAGACUGGAGGCACUUAGAGUUCUCACUGGGGGUUUUGUCCUCGCUUUUCCUCUUGUAUCACUAUUUAAUAGAAGAGUCACCACGAUGGCUUCUGGCUACUGGGCAGACUGAGAAGGCUUGUGCGAUAUCAUUAACCGGCCUUAUAUCACUUCCUGGAUGCCUCCUGUGUCUCCUGAUAAUCACGAAGUUUGGAAGAAAGACUACUGUUUGUGUCUUCCAAAUGAUUUCGUCAAUUUGCUUUGUACUGAUACUCUUGAUACCGAAAGAAAUGUUUACUAACGAUUGGCCGAGGUUGUUAGUAGCCGGCAUAGGAUUUGCAGGUUUAUCGGGUGCAGUCCCCGCCCUAUACUUAUAUUCCGGCGAAUUAUUUCCCACGUUGGGGCGGAACGUCGGAGUCGGUGGUGUGACUACCUUCGCCCGCAUUGCGUCCAUGGUAGCGCCCGGUAUUGUAACGUUGGAUGAAGUAAUGGCUGACUUACCGCUAAUAUUACUUGCUAUAGUGUCUUUCUGUCAGCUGGCCUUGCUUGUCCCUCUUCCAGAAACGAAGGGUCUACCAUUACCGGACACUUUAGAGGAUGCAGAAAGAUUUUUUUUUAAGAGGAGAAUUGGACACAUAGUUUUUCACUUACUUGUUGUAACUACACCUCAAAGAUGGAGAAAAAUUGAGAUGGGCAAUAUAAAAGUUGAUCAAGAAAACCAAACAAGCUCUUUUUUAAGACUUCUACGACACCAGAGUUUAAGUGGUGUCCCACUUACCAAGAAUCCACUCUAA